Triticum dicoccoides is the source of this 1330-nucleotide messenger RNA. RefSeq names its product cytosolic sulfotransferase 5-like. The transcript has 2 exons. The coding region runs from base 80 to 1258 and encodes 392 amino acids. The record is from RefSeq and is a predicted model, not a curated record. Lineage: Eukaryota; Viridiplantae; Streptophyta; Magnoliopsida; Poales; Poaceae. Gene Ontology annotation, molecular function: sulfotransferase activity.
UUACUCCUCCAUGUGUUCAGAUAGGGUCCGUCGUGUUGUAAACUUCGGGCGCCACGAGAUCCUGCUCCCUCCAUAAAGUAUGAUGGCCCGAUCGCACCAACCGGCUUCUUCGCUAUCCAUUCAUAGCCAAGCCAAAAUGGCUAGCUUCGCCUCCUCUCCCUCACCGGCGAUGGGCAAAUUGGCAGCAGCAGCUCCAGAGGGUGCCACCGACACCGAGAGCUCACCGGUAGACGCCCCAUCCGAUGAGAGCCUGAAAGACUUCAUAUCCUCGCUGCCGUCAAGGGAGGGGUGGCCGAAGCCGCUCAUCCAGUACAAGGGCUACUUGUUCAAACCGAGGAUGCUGGAGGGUGUCCUGCGCACCAGACGAGCCUUCCUGCCCCGCGCAGACGACGUCGUCCUCGCCACGCAGCCCAAGUGCGGCACCACCUGGCUCAAGGCCCUCGCUUUCACCGUCGCCACGCGGUCCCGCGACGGCCUCGGCGCCGACCACCCGCUCCUCACUUGCUACCCGCAUCACCUCGUGCCGUACAUUGAGAUCCCUGGUGCUGCCGGCAGCCAUGUAGUCGACCUCGGCGCGCUCCCGUCCCCGAGGCUCCUCGCCACACACAUGCCCAUGUCGCUGCUCCCGCCAGAGACGCGGUCGCUCUGCUGCCGGGUCGUGUACCUGUGCCGGGACCCCAAGGACACGCUCGUCUCCAGGUUGCACUUCGAGAACAAGCUGGCGGCGCGGCGUGGCGGCGCCGGCCCGUCGAUGGACGACGCCUUCGACAUGUUCUGCGAGGGGUUCUCGCCGUACGGCCCCUUCUGGGACCACUGCCUCGAGUACUGGGAGGAGAGCCUGGGGAGGCCAGACACCAUCCUCUUCCUCAAGUACGAGGAGAUCAAGCUGGACCCGGCGCGGGUCGUGAGGAGGCUCGCGAGCUUCCUCGGCGUCCCGCUGACCGAGCAGGAGGAGAGCUCCGGUGUCGCGGACAAGGUGGCGAGGAUGUGCAGCUUCGAGACGCUCGCCGGGCUGCAGGAAAGGCGAGGUAGGGGACUGGGUGAACCACAUGAGCCGCGAGAUGGGGGAGAAGCUCGACCGCAUCGUCCAGCAGAAGCUCCAUGGUUCCGGGCUCGUGUUUUGAGCAAGAGUCAUUUGUCAUGUGUUCCGUGCUCCUUUGCACUCUGCUACUUCUGGUUGGUGAGAGGAGAGCCCUAUGUUGAUUGUGUUUUUUGUAUUGUUUGGAUUGCUUACCAUAUGUGUCACGUGGUAUGCUGAUUGUGGUUUUAUUUUGAGAAUAAUAAUAAAACAGCAUCUGGCCUCAUAGGGUGGGAUACGCUGAUUCAUUCA